AUGAUUCGAAACCCGCGGAAAUCAAAGAUUAAAUGCGACAACGACAACACAGGAUCGCCCUGCGACACAUGCAUCAAGGCCGGCCACAAGUGCGAAUUUCCAGAUCCAACACCUCUCCCAGUUAAGCGAGCAGAGCCUCCUACGGCGCCGAAACAGGAGAAGGACAUCGGGCAUGAUCGAAAACGGAUGAAGAAGUUCGAAGACACGGCUAACUCUAAAGGACGUACGGGCAUCGUGUAUGCCCAGGAGGUGCUCUCGGCACCAUACUUGACCGUGGAUUUGUGGCAUCAACUAUUAGACAUUUACAAGCUACACUUCGCCACAGAACUUCCUUUUCUGCACCUUCCGACGUUGAAGGGUAUCAUCCACAACAAGGACAUCAAGAAACCGUCGGCCGAGUCGAACCUGAUUCUUCUGGGAAUCUUGGCCCUCACAGCAAGAUUCCAGCCUGAACUGGUCAAGUACGUUGCCCACAUAACAUUCGACAAAGUAGCAGGCCCGAAGUCCCGUGGUGCGUUGCCUCGGCCGGAGCCUUCCAUGGCCUCGGAAUACUUUGCGAACGCUCUCACCAAAGCAUUAGGAAACCUGGAAUCGGCCCUGACCUCAGCAACCGUUAUCCGUGUCCAGGUAUUUCUUAUGCUAGGCUUGUAUAAAUGGAGUCAGCCCAACGGUGGGCUCGCCGCGUGGAUGCACGUCGGUGUGGCCAUCAGGAUGGCUCAGGGCUUGAAGCUAGGCUUUGGUGACAAACCAUUGCGUGAAAAGAAGAUUUUGGGUCCCAUUCCAAGAUCAAACAAGUCCGCGCAGCUGCCUUCGGAUAGGUGGAAGGACCAGGAGAUUAGACGACGCACCAUGUUCAGCUGUCUGAUACUUGAUCGGCUCUUGUCAUGUGGAUCCGACCGAGUCUCGAUGGUUCGAUCCGAGGAUCUCCAGAUCCAGCUGCCCUGCACCGAACACGCCUUCGACCUCGGCCGCGUCGUUUAUACCGGGUUUCUGCGACAAGUGGGACAGGAAAUGGAGCGGCCGAUUGACGACAGCGUUCUCAGCCGGUUUGUGCAACUCGCCGACUUUUGGGGAGACAUUACGAAGUACAGUUUUGCUGGAGGCCGCCAUACGGAAACGCUUCCGCCAUGGGACACGGAAUCGACCUUUUAUCAACUGAACAACAAGGUGGAAGCUUUUUAUGCCCACCUACCGGAGGAGUUCACCUGGUCCAGCGCCAACUUCUGGAAACACGACAACAGCAUGUACGUGUCCCUUCACAUGCUGGGCGCCCUCUGUAAAAUCAUGCUGCAUCGGGAAUACAUCCCUUUCUUUGCCAUCAAAUGUCAAAAGCCGGUGGGCCCUCUCGAUGAGCCCGUUUUCGAUCCUGCCAUGGUCCCAGAACAAUUCUGGGAGCGGAGUGCGGAGCAAGUUUUCAAAGCAGGAAGGGACAUCAUCGACCUGGUUUCGACAUGCCGGGACAAGCUUCCUCACUCAUCGUUGGUUAUUUUUGCCAUUUGGCAAGCGGCAUUUGUGGGUAUCUAUGCUCGACAUUAUCCACACAUGGAUACCGAAAAUCACAUGGUCAGCGAGGAAGAGAUUCAAGAGCGGGCCUCAGGAACAGUGCCUGAGAUCGCACAGACAGGAAACACCGGCAUCGCUUUCCAAGCACUGAUCAAGGUCGUCCCUUACUUCAGCAUGGCCUCCAACUACGUAGUGUAUUUCAAAGAUAUGGACCAGUAUUUCACCAAGGUUUCUUCCGACUAUUCGAACCGAGGAUCGAGGAAAAGCAGCGACGGACGUCUUAGUAUUCGGCUGAGCGCAGGCGGCGGCGGGCUCGAAGAAUGGCGGAUAAAAGCAGACAAGAUUACGAGUAAUGGCAUCAUCCUCGACGAAGACCGACCAACGGGUCACGAUGGGUCUGAUGGGUCGCGCGCAAGUACGUUGGAAAGAAGCUCUUCUUUGGGCCCCGAAUACUCCCACCUCGGCUCCAGCGGCCUUGAUAGCAGGAGAGACUCUCGGCAGGCCUCGUCAUUCACCGCCAUCAACGCCGGUUCAUCCAUUCAUCAAGCUGGUCAAGAUGACUUUGACAGCGGUAUGCCCCAUCGCUCGCCGCCACAGGGCUUCCCCCCGACCUCUGACCCCAUAGCUAACGAUGUCGCGAUCGCGGGCCUCAACAUAGACACCGCUAACAUCGAUUCGUAUGUGGAGCAGAACCAGGGCCAGCGAUUCGGCACCAUGCUCGAGGAUAUCCAGGAGUUCAGCACCGGAGGUAUGGUCUGUGAGUCCAGCAUCGGAGACUGGGACAUGCUGAAGCCGCCAUUCUACACGCAGAUGGCCGGCAGCAGCCAGCUGUCGCAGUUUAGUGGCGACUAUUCUUGA
This is a messenger RNA of Colletotrichum spaethianum, 2361 nucleotides long. RefSeq names its product putative transcriptional regulatory protein. Gene Ontology annotation, cellular component: nucleus. Gene Ontology annotation, molecular function: zinc ion binding; DNA-binding transcription factor activity, RNA polymerase II-specific; DNA binding. Gene Ontology annotation, biological process: DNA-templated transcription; regulation of DNA-templated transcription. The transcript is spliced from 2 exons. The record is from RefSeq and is a predicted model, not a curated record. Lineage: Eukaryota; Fungi; Ascomycota; Sordariomycetes; Glomerellales; Glomerellaceae. Bases 1 to 2361 code for a protein of 786 amino acids.